Molecule: messenger RNA, 279 nt
Organism: Prunus armeniaca (apricot)
Lineage: Eukaryota; Viridiplantae; Streptophyta; Magnoliopsida; Rosales; Rosaceae
Source: the annotation of a GenBank genome assembly
AUGAUAGUUCUCGCAUCUACAAGGAAAGAACUAAGGCAUUUCAUAACAGUAAAUUUUGCGGAAGGAAUUUCGGCCAGGGAAAAGGUUAUGUUAUUCAGUUCAAGGCACAAGUUAUUUCCAGGGAAAUUAAAAUCUCGCUGGAUUGGACCUUACCUGGUGACUCAAGUUUUUCCUCAUGGAGCAGUUCAAAUCACUAAUGAAGCUGAAGGCAACACAUUCAAGGUCAACGGUCACGAGCUGAAACCCUACGUGGAGACACCCUUUGACACCCCAACAUAG